GUGAAGGAGCUGGGCCGGGCUGAUGAGGUGCUGGAUCUGUCGGAUUAUGAGCGCUGUGAGGAGAUCAGGAAGAACAAGAGCCGCAGCAAGAAGAACCACAGCAAGUUCAGACUGCAGCGCUGCAGCUCACCUGGAAACACGGUGCCUAACCUGGAGUUCCUGGCCGUCAGUCCGGAGGAGAAGGAGUCGUGGAUCAACGUCCUGAACGUCGCCAUCACACGAGCGAAGAACAGGAUCCUGGACGAGGUGAUCGUGGAUGAAUCUCUGCUGUCUCACCUGACCAGAGACCGGGUCAAGAUCCCCCACAACCGCCGGCUGCCCACCAGAGGACACCUGCUGGCCGUGGCCUCCACCUCCUCCUCAGACGGGAUGCUGACUCUGGACCUGAUCCAGGAGGAGGACUCUCUGCACCCUCAGGGAGCCGACGGCUGCGAUGCCUUCAGGGUCGCCUUGGACAAACCUUCGUCCCACCUCAGCCCGGACUGUCCCAGGUCCAAAACAGACGGCGCUCUGUCAGUCCGGACUGCCGAGGCUUGUGGGAAAUCUCAGAGCCUUCCCCGUGAGGUGGCGGUGGUGUGGGAGCAGACAGGCCCCGCCCACACGCCUCAGCCUGGGAAGCGUCUGACGCCAGCUGAGAAAAACCGCUGCGCCUCCAUGGACGAGAUCCUGACCCACUCAGAGAACCACGCUGUGAAGAACAAGAACCGCUCCCCGGGGUCCACGCCGUGCGGCACGACGGCGCCCAUCAGCCGGCUGCAGGACCUGAUCAGCCAGAAACUGGAGAAGACGGAGCGGCUGCUGACGGAGGUGAGGGGGGAGGCGGAGGGGGAGUCCGGGGACCGGGGGAAGACGAAGGGGAAGGACUCGCCCGAGGCGUCCCGAGCUGAAGCAGAGCGAGUCCUGAAGGAGGCGGCGGCGGCCUGGACUCAGGCCCGCGAGGUCCUGGAGGAGGUCAAGGAGCUGAGGGAGCUGUACCGACAGCUGGACUCCUCCUCACCCCUCCUCACCCCCUCCAACAGCAACAAACUGAGCCCAGACCGCAAGAGCCCCAAGUGAGUCUGGAUCAGACCGGAUCAGGUGGAGCUGGACUUCAGAUGAAGCCGCUGACGGCUCCAUGACUUUAAAUUAUUGGGAGACGUUCGAGUGUUUCAGAGACCGAUCAGAGGAUCCUCUAAAGACACCCGGACCAACCUGCAGAUCCAGUCUCCUGGAGCAGGUCCUUGAAACAUUUCCAGGCCUUGAAAAGUUCCUGAAGUUUCUUUUUUUAUUGCACAAAAUCAACGUAACCAGCAGAACCACCUGAGGAACCUGAGGAUCCUGAGGAACCUGAAGAACCUGAGGAACCUGAAGAACCUGAAGAACCUGAGGAACCUGAGGAUCCUGAGGAACCUGGUCUUCGGUCACAGGGAAGGAAAAUGUGCCAAGACGAGGACACUGAUCUGGUCUUUGUCUCCGUCGUCUUCAGACCUUUUUUAUUUUCUUUAUAAAAACCUUUUUAACGUCAAAGACGACUCAGACUUGGACUUGGACUUGGACUUGGACUUGGACUCGGACCCGGACCUGGACUCGGACUCUGAAGCACAUUGAUGUACGAAUGAUGAGGGUACGAUGGUUCGGACUUUGGGAGUCCUCUUGAGUUGAAUGUAGCCCCCCAUCAUGUGGACUUCUCACUUUGGUCCAUGAUUUGAAACCAGCAGUCAUAAAGUCCUCGGCUGUUCGAUGAUCAGAGACCGUAUAUAAGACGCAGACUCGCCACCGUGAUGUCACUUCCUGUGUUUAAAGACACAGUCUGGAGUUUUCGCCCUCACCAUCUUUGAUCUUAGAGCCAAACACGACCAUAUUUGGAGGUGAUGGUGGAAACACAUCGCCACGUCUCUGCUUCCUGUUUGAACUCGUUAGUGUUUCCUGAGGGAACCAAUCAGCUGCUGAGGAACAUUUACAGCAGACUGAUCAGAGGAGUCGCCCCCUGCUGGACCUCACAGGGACUGCAGGUCGGAGACACUCCCCUUUUGACACCCUGAGUCUGCCUCUUAUAUACCGUCUGUCUUGCUAAUUAGCUAAUGUUAGCAUGCUGUUGCUGAUGCUAGGCUAAUAUUGCAGAUGCUACUGUUAGCGUUUAGCUUGGAGUCCUGCUGUGUCCACUGCUAGCAUGAUUGGUUUGUUAGUUUCUGUCCCCAGCUGUUCCGUCCCCCCUCGUGGAGCGUCGGAAGUACUUCCUGUUCAGGUCUAGUUUGUAGAGACUUCAGUGACGGUCUCUUUGGUACGUACAGCUCGAGAACCGACGCACACUCUAUGCACUCUGAAGAACCAGCAGCAGAUCCAGAGCCGGGUCCUCUUCUCUCUGAAUGUGAACCCUUUCCAGAAACCAGCAGAGAUUCAGGUCUGAGUACUGAUUCUCAAAGACUUUAAACCCACAAACCUCAGAACCCCCCGAGCAGACCCACCUGAACCACACCCACCUGAACCAGAGCCACCUGAACCAGACCCACCUGAACCAGACCCACCUGAACCAGAGCUCAGAGUCGGUACUGUUCACCUGUUCAGAUCAGAACCAGCUGCAGAAGCUAACAAUGCUAACAGUUGCAGAGAAGCUAAAUAAAUGUUAAAUCUGAAUAAUUCAAAAUCACUUAAAGAAAAACGAGUUAGCAACAAGCACAAGAAAAGACAGCAAACUGGUGCUAACCUGAGCUAGCAAGCGAACACAUUUUACUGACUCAUGGUAAACAUUUUGUUAGCGGUCAGUUUAAAUCUAUCUUCAAACAUUUUGACGCCUCGAAUCCUUAAAAUGAAAAAUAAACCAGCUUUAAUGAGUGAGCUCAUUUUUAUUAGCCUGAAACAGCUAACUCAUGUUUUCUAAACAGGAAACAGUACGAUGCUAGCUAGCUGUGAUUGGUUAUAAGAAAUAUGAAGCUAAUGCUAAAGCUUCUUUUCUUUCUAAAUGUUAAAUUAAAGUGAAAUAAUAAGUCUUCUUACGGACGGAUUCGUAGCUGGUGGGAACAGACAUGGUUCUUUUUUCUCAGCUUCAUUCUGAUUCUGCUCGGACCAACAAUCAGGAGUCCUUUCACAAUAAAAGCCUCUGAAUAUAAACAUGUAUCUCUCUGCCGUGUCUCUGGAUCUGAGACCGGCUCAGAGACUCCUCCAGCUGUUCUGAAACUAUCAGAGUUUAUUUUUCUGUACUGGGUCCAGACUUUUGUACCUUUAGCGACGCUGACCUGAGAUCAGCUGUUUCCUGUUUGUGAUGAUGCAAUAACCACGAGAAGAACAUCUCUGAGACGCCGUGAGGGUACGACACAAACUUAAAGAUGCUAACUGUGCUGCAUAGCUUCCUGUUUCUGCUCCCGUCUGAAGGUCAAAGGUCACUGUGGAGGCUCACCUUUCAGUCUGUUUUAAUCUGAAAUGUUUUGCACUUGACGUCAUGUUUUCAUUCUGCUCCUCUGGUUGACAGCAGGGGGCGCUGACACGACUCAGAAUCAGGCUGGAUUAAAUAUAUAAGAACACAAAUUAACCCUCAGACGGAUAUUCAGGGUGUACUGUCUCUUUAAGAGUUAAUUAACCCUCAGACAGAUAUUCAGGGUGUACUGUCUCUUUAAGAGUUAAUUAACCCUCAGCCAGAUAUACGGGUGUACUGUCUCUUUAAGAGUUAAUUAACCCUCAGACAGAUAUUCAGGGUGUACUGUCUCUUUAAGAGUUAAUUAACCCUCAGACAGAUAUUCAGGGUGUACUGUCUCUUUAAGAGUUAAUUAACCCUCAGACAGAUAUUCAGGGUGUACUGUCUCUUUAAGAGUUAAUUAACCCUCAGACAGAUAUUCAGGGUGUACUGUCUCUUUAAGAGUUAAUUAACCCUCAGACAGAUAUUCAGGGUGUACUGUCUCUUUAAGAGUUAAUUAACCCUCAGACAGAUAUACGGGUGUACUGUCUCUUUAAGAGUUAAUUAACCCUCAGACAGAUAUACGGGUGUACUGUCUCUUUAAGAGUGAAUUAACCCUCAGACAGAUAUACGGGUGUACUGUCUCUUUAAGAGUUAAUUAACCCUCAGACAGAUAUUCAGGGUGUACUGUCUCUUUAAGAGUGAAUUAACCCUCAGACAGAUAUACGGGUGUACUGUCUCUUUAAGAGUUAAUUAACCCUCAGACAGAUAUACGGAUGUACUGUCUCUUUAAGAGUUAAUUAACCCUCAGACAGAUAUUCAGGGUGUACUGUCUCUUUAAGAGUUAAUUAACCCUCAGACAGAUAUACGGGUGUACUGUCUCUUUAAGAGUUAAUUAACCCUCAGACAGAUAUUCAGGGUGUACUGUCUCUUUAAGAGUUAAUUAACCCUCAGACAGAUAUACGGGUGUACUGUCUCUUUAAGAGUUAAUUAACCCUCAGACAGAUAUUCAGGGUGUACUGUCUCUUUAAGAGUUAAUUAACCCUCAGACAGAUAUACGGGUGUACUGUCUCUUUAAGAGUUAAUUAACCCUCAGACAGAUAUACGGGUGUACUGUCUCUUUAAGAGUUAAUUAACCCUCAGACAGAUAUACGGGUGUACUGUCUCUUUAAGAGUUAAUUAACCCUCAGACAGAUAUUCAGGGUGUACUGUCUCUUUAAGAGUUGUCGUCAUUUUAAAGUGAACAAACAGUUAGGAUGAGACCUCCACAGGACCUUUAGCGACACUCUGUGAAAUCUUCUCUCCUUCUUUCAGGUGAUCAGAGUUCACUCUCAUGUCUGUUAGCCUAGCUUAGCAUAAGGUUUGACCACAGCCUGGCUCUGCAGAACGCCGUGUGUCUGGUGUGAUGUCAUCAAAGCAGUGGAAGAAUAAUUCGUCAUUCGGUCUCUGAAGAUCAAAAUGUUUACAAAAUAGAGUCAAAAAGAGAAAAACAGAGUUUGAACUUUGACCUCUCGGAGAAGAAGAAGAAGACAUCUUUAAUGACCCUGUCUGACCUCAGAUCUGGAUCACGUCUGUAGGUCUGUAAAGGUCUGUAAAGGUCUGUAAAGGUCUUCCUGUCUGUAGUUUGUGUUCACCCAGCAGCUGCUGUAGCCUUAAAGCCAGAGAGGAUGAUGGGAGAUGUAGUGCAGUAGUGAUGUAGGCUGUGAUCAGUUCAUGUGCUAAAAUAAAAUCCUGCAAACUGAA
Notolabrus celidotus (New Zealand spotty) is the source of this 5110-nucleotide messenger RNA. RefSeq names its product pleckstrin homology domain-containing family O member 1-like. The record is from RefSeq and is a predicted model, not a curated record. Lineage: Eukaryota; Metazoa; Chordata; Actinopteri; Labriformes; Labridae. The transcript is spliced from 4 exons. Gene Ontology annotation, cellular component: muscle cell projection membrane; ruffle membrane. The annotation marks the transcript as partial. Gene Ontology annotation, biological process: regulation of myoblast fusion.